UUCAUCUAAUUUUUUUAUCUAUACAAACGUAUGUAUAUAGACGUGCGUAUCUCGGUUUCAUCGAUUCCCUCCACUGGUCGACCAUCGAAGAUUACUUAAAAACAAUAUUUUUCGUUAGCUAAACAAAUGAUGCAAUUGUCCGUAUUGAACAUUCAAUAUGUCUAACGUGAACGACCUAACAUAAACUCGUCAAGUAUAAACACGUCAACGCUUAACGUUUAUUUUGUUUUGAUUCGCCGUUUGCCAUUCAACCAUGCUGAGGUGCUGCCAAAGUGGCACUCGUUUUAUGGCUGUCCGGAAAAAACACACCGGAAAAGUAAUAGCCAUACGCAGGGAAGAUCAAUCCGUGUGGGAGAGACGAGCACCGUUCGCGCCGGCCAACGUGGCCCAGUUGACUAGGAAUGGAGUUAAGGUGAUCGUUCAACCUGCCAACAGAAGAGCUUAUCCCGUUCAAGCAUACGUUAACGCCGGGGCAGUUAUACAGGAAGACAUAUCAGAAGCAUCAGUUGUGUUUGGCGUCAAACAAGUACCCAUAGACUUACUGUUGCCGGACAAAACAUAUUGCAUGUUUUCGCACACGAUCAAAGCCCAAGAUGCGAAUAUGCCACUCUUGGACGCCGUACUAGAAAAAAACAUACGGUUAAUCGAUUACGAGAAACUAAUGGAUGACUCCGGCAACAGAGUGGUGGCGUUCGGAAAGUAUGCUGGCAUAGCCGGUAUUAUAAAUAUCUUGCACGGUCUGGGUCUAAGGCUAUUGGCGUUGGGACACCAUACACCGUUGAUGCACAUUGGACCAGCGCACAAUUAUAGGAACUCUAUGAUGGCCAGACAAGCAUUGAGAGAUGCCGGGUACGAGAUAGCCCUAGGAAUGAUGCCUAAAUCCAUUGGACCCAUCACGUUUGUUUUCACGGGGUCAGGCAACGUGUCUCAAGGGGCUCAAGAAAUAUUCCAAGAGCUCCCGCACGAGUACGUACCACCGUCUAUGCUUCAGAAAGUAGCGGAACACGGCUCCAACGCCAAGUUCUAUGCUUGUGUGGUCAGGCGCAGAGACCAUUUGGAGAGGAUCGAAGGAGGUGGGUACGACCGGGAGGAAUGUGAACAACAUCCGUCUAGAUACAUGUCCACAUUUAAUAAAAAAAUUGCACCGUAUGCUUCAGUUAUUAUCAACGGAAUAUAUUGGGCGCCGGACAGCUCCAAGCUUCUAACCGUACCCGACGCCAAAAAAUUACUCACCCCGUCGCAACUUCCUUGGAUUCCGGUGUCUGAAGGAGCACCGGGUCUGCCUCACAGGUUGCUUGGUAUCUGUGACAUAUCUGCCGAUCCAGGCGGAUCAAUCGAGUUCAUGAACGAAUGCACGACCAUUGACAACCCGUUUUGUCUCUACGACGCACAUCUGCACAAAGACACUAAGAGUUUUAAGGGUUCCGGAGUAUUGGUAUGUUCUAUAGAUAAUAUGCCAACGCAACUUCCUAUGGAAUCGACAGAUUUGUUUGGAAAUUUGGUAUUACCUUAUGCGAUGGAUAUACUCCAAUCGGACGCUACCGAGCCGUUGGCCGAACAAAACUUUUCGCCAACUGUACUCGGGGCCAUUAUCGCAAGUAACGGAUCACUAACAGAACGGUUCGAAUACAUUCAUGAAUUACGAUUAUCUAACAGAUUGACGUCUUUUAAAUCGUCAAGUGUUGAUGAGUGUAAGAAAAUCGUGCUUGUUCUGGGAUCAGGUCAUGUGUGCGCUCCCCUCAUCGAAUAUUUGUUGAGAGACGAAUCAAUUGUGAUAAAACUCGGUUCAGUAGACAUGAACGAAGCUAAUAGUAUUUCAAAUAAAUUUAAUCGAGUACAACCAAUACACAUUAAUAUUCUUAAAGACAUUGAAAGCUUAAGAACUCUUGUCAAAGAAUCAGAUAUAGUGGUCUCGCUUCUUCCUAGUCAGUUCCAUACUUUAGUGGCCGAACGGUGUAUUGAAUAUAGAAAAAAUAUGGUAACGGCCUCAUAUUGUUCGGAACAAAUGAAGCAGCUGCACGAUAGGGCAGUCGAAGCUGGUAUAACUGUGGUGAAUGAAGUCGGUCUGGAUCCUGGUAUCGAUCACUUAUUGGCAAUGGAGUGUAUAGAUGAGAUACACCAAGAAGGCGGCAAAAUAGAAUCGUUUAUUUCUUAUUGCGGAGGUUUACCAGCACCAGAAUACUCAAACAACCCGUUAAGAUACAAAUUUUCAUGGUUCCCUCGUGGAGCACUUAUAAAUACCAUAUCUGAAGCUAAAUAUUUACAGGAUCAUAAAAUUAUAGAAAUCCCGGCCGGGGGUUCGUUAAUGAAUAAUACAGAAGAGUUAAAUUUUUUACCCGGUUUCGCGUUCGAAGGCUUUCCUAACAGAGACAGUACUCAAUACUCCCAACUAUACGGAAUAGCAGCGGAAGUAAAGACCAUGCUCAGGGGCACUAUACGGUACAAAGGGUUUACCGAUAUGAUGAAAAUACUUCAAAAGUUGCAGUUGAUAGACCCGAACAACCAUACAGCUUUGCAUCCCGACGGACCGGACAUCACCUGGCGUCAGCUGAUGUGCACUUUGUUGGAAUUCAAUGAUGCCGACAUAUUUUACGAAAACUUGCUGUCGAAAGUCGGUGACAAAAUCGGCAAUUCGUUUGUCAAUAAAGUAGUGGAACUCGGGCUGUUGCUAGACGAACCGGUAACGAAGCUCGGUUCUCCGUUGGAUACGUUUUCCCAUUUUAUCGGUUCGAAAUUGGCACUGAGCAAAAGCGAAAGGGACUUAGUGGUCUUGUACCACGAUAUCGAAGUUUUGUGGCCUGGCAAUCGACACGAAAAGAAAUUGGUGACACUAGUGGCGUACGGUGAUACAUACGGUUACACAGCCAUGGCUAAAACCGUUGGGAUUCCAACAGCCAUCGCGACUAACAUGGUCCUUCAAGGAGAAAUCCAAGCAAAAGGGAUGGUGUUGCCGUUUACUCCGGAUAUUUAUAGGCCGAUGUUAACCCGAUUGAGAUUAGAAGGAAUAUCAGCACAAACGACGGUCGUAGAACAAUGAAUCUAAUAAUUAAUGUACUCGUAUAAUAACGACACGCAUAAGCUAAUAACGACCAUAUAGAUAAGUAUGUUACACGAUUUAUGUACACGGAUUUUGAGUAUGUAUUGUAUACCUGAUAACUACGACGUAUAAAGAUAAAAUAUACGUUUAUAUAUAUAUGCAUUUAUUAAGAGUCAGGUGUAUGAUUGACAAAAUUUAAAGUAUAUUUAUGUGUUCAUUUUGA
Molecule: messenger RNA, 3260 nt
Organism: Adelges cooleyi (spruce gall adelgid)
Lineage: Eukaryota; Metazoa; Arthropoda; Insecta; Hemiptera; Adelgidae
Gene: LKRSDH
Product: alpha-aminoadipic semialdehyde synthase, mitochondrial
Exons: 17
Coding region: 254-3037 (927 amino acids)
Cellular component (GO): cytoplasm
Molecular function (GO): saccharopine dehydrogenase activity
Source: RefSeq, a predicted model, not a curated record